Messenger RNA from Carassius gibelio (silver crucian carp), 2227 nucleotides. Its product is annotated as probable G-protein coupled receptor 173. NCBI's taxonomy places the organism in Eukaryota, Metazoa, Chordata, Actinopteri, Cypriniformes, Cyprinidae. Gene Ontology annotation, biological process: G protein-coupled receptor signaling pathway. Gene Ontology annotation, molecular function: G protein-coupled receptor activity. Bases 464 to 1579 code for a protein of 371 amino acids. The record is from RefSeq and is a predicted model, not a curated record. The transcript has a single exon. Gene Ontology annotation, cellular component: plasma membrane.
GGUUCCCAUUUUACCCCCCCCCCCCAAAAAAAAAAAAACAAGAACGCACUAGACAAGACGGCUACGUGCUCCAACGCGACCUCCACAUUAGACUGGAUGCUUACAUAUACAGGCUGGUAUUUAUUCAGAAAUUAUGUUUCGCUGAAGUGUCUUGGAUUGUUUUCGGCCUACGCGACCGCGAUCGGAUUAAUAGAGACGGAUAUGUGUCUAUUAUUGUGUAAUACACGUCGUUUUUCUUCGACAAAUAAUGGAUUACCCAGCAUCUGGUUUGAAGAAUGAAGAACCGUACGACGCUGUUAUAAUCAAAACGAUGCACGUGAUGUCUUGGAUCUCCAAAAGGCUCGAGGUAUGGUCAUAUAAAAGAGUCGACUGAUUGUUAAGGGCUGAUUUUGUACAUCAAACUGGGGGACAAGGACUGCUUAAUGUCGGAUUACAAAGCCCAGCUUGGGUUGUGCUUGCACAGAUGGCGAACACAAGUGAUCCAGGGGGAAGCAUCCCCUCACUCCAGAAUUAUGCCAUCACUGCGUCUGCGGUCAAACUGGCGUCUUUGGGUCUCAUCACCUGCAUCAGCCUGCUCGGGAAUACCGUGCUCUCCGUGUUGGUGCUGAAAGACAGCUCUCUCCACAAGGCUCCAUAUUACUUCCUCCUCGACCUGUGCGUGGCAGACAUCAUCCGCUCGGCCGUGUGCUUCCCGUUCGUGAUGAUCUCCAUCAACAGCGGCUCCGUAUGGAGCUACAGCAUCAUCAGCUGCAAGAUCAUCGCGUUCGUGGCCGUCUUGUUCUGCUUCCACAUCGCGUUUCUCCUUUUCUGCGUCAGCGUAACGCGAUACAUGGCCAUCGCGCACCACCGGUUCUACUCCAAACGCAUGACGCUAUGGACAUGCGUCGCGGUGAUAUGUAUGGUGUGGACGCUCUCGGUCGCCAUGGCAUUUCCCCCAGUCUUCGAUGUCGGGACCUACAAAUUUAUCCGCGAUGAAGAGCAGUGCAUAUUCGAGCACAGAUACGUGAAAGCUAACGACACUCUGGGCUUCAUGCUCAUGCUGGCCGUGAUUGUGGCCACGACGCACGUCGUGUAUGUCAAAAUGCUGUGUUUUGUUUACGACCACCGUAAAAUGAAACCCGUGCAACUGGUUCCGGCUAUCAGCCAGAACUGGACCUUCCACGGACCGGGCGCGACGGGCCAGGCCGCUGCCAACUGGAUCGCGGGGUUUGGACGCGGUCCGACGCCGCCGACGUUAGUGGGCAUCAGGCAGGCGUCACACAACGCCAACCGGAGGCUGCUCGUGCUGGACGAGUUCAAGAUGGAGAAACGGAUAGGAAAGAUGUACUACAUGAUCACGCUGGCGUUUCUGCUGCUCUGGACGCCCUAUAUUGUCUCGUGCUACAUCCGGGUGUUUGUGAAGGGAAACGCGCUUCCUCAGGUGUACCAGACCGCGGCCGUGUGGUUGACGUUCGCCCAGGCGGGGGCGAAUCCCAUCAUAUGUUUCAUAUUCAAUAAGGAGCUGAGAAUGAGGUUCAGAGCAUGUUUGCCGUGUUGCCUGACUACUCAAACACCCAUGGAGCCAUACUGCGUGAUUUGAAGUGUUUUUCUCACUUAUUUUCAUUGGCUCUGUCUGCUUGUCAAACAUACAGUGGCUCCAAAAUGUACAGAAGAGACCUAUGAGUGUUCAAACCUGUGUUUUCUUUUUACAUUCCUAUAUUUGUCUGCUUCAAAUUAAAGCUGUUUAUGAUUCUAAUACUUCUUCACAAAAAGUGCUGCUUUAACAAGCCACCCUAUAACGUUCAUUGAAAACAAGGACUCACUCACUUACACGCGCACACAUACAUAAAACAUAGACAACUGUUCCAUCAAAAUUCUUUUGCCUUAUAAAUCUUUUAUAUUUUAAGUUUAGGUUAAGUUAAGGUUUAUGAGGCAAAGGUUUAUGAAGAUCCACAUCCAUAUUUAUGCAAUCCACAUAUCGAUGUAAAUAAUGUAAAAAUAUGAUUUAUUUAUAUUCUGGAAUUCUUUAUAACUGAUAUGUAAUAUAUUUGCUAUGACUUUUUGUGUGAACAAAAUGGCCAAUGUCUUUUUACUAUCACAUGGACUAAAUGUGAAUAAACCAAGUCCCUCUCACAGUCCCUUUAAAUUGCUAUUGGAAAUUUGUUUUCAGUGGACACAAGCAGAUUUGAUGGGUCAGUGUUGAGGAGACUGAUUUAUAUUUUAAUUAAAAUAAAUGAUUAUAAAUGCA